AUGCGCUCAACGCAGUCCGGGCGCAUCGUCAAGCCCCGGAGGGGGCACGGCAGCACUCCCCACCAGAAGAACCACCGCUGGGAGUCCUUCACCACCAAGAUAUCCAAGCUGCACUCCCUCGACCCUCUCCGAAAAGUCCGGCGGCACGAUCUCGACGCCGAAGACCUCGAAUCCACCACCUCCUACUUCCGCAACGGCCUAGAAAAAUGGACCGAUACCUGUAUCGCCAAGGGCUUCACCUCCUUCCGCCGCGAGGUCCGGCCCUUUUGCGACAGCCUGCCUCAGAUCCUGCACUUCGAGGACAGGAUCAUGCAGUUACUGGUGAAAUACAUAUCCGUCCACGAGUCCGAAUCGCUAGAGCCCCUCCUCGAUCUCGUUACUGCCUUAGCGCAUGACCUGGGCGCGCGCUUCGAGAGGCAUUACCCGGCUGCUUUGUCGUUGAUAAUUGGAAUUGCUAGCAAGCCUCGGGAUGCUGCCGUCAUCGAGUGGACAUUCGGCUGCCUGGCGUUCCUUUUCAAGUACCUAUCCAAGCUGCUGGUCCCGGACAUCCGACCAACCUUCGACGCCUUGUCGCCGCUGCUGGGCAAGGCCCGGAAUCCUCCUUACAUUGCUAGGUUCGCGGCCGAAGCCUUGAGCUUCCUCGUCAAGAAGGCAGCGGCACCUUCUCAUCGAGAAAAGACGCUGCCCCUGUUGGUUGAACAUAUCAGGGCGGAUCUCGAGGCUUGCAGAGACGACCGGCAGUUUGGAUUGUAUCACCAUGGGCUGAUGACCAUGUUUGCGGAGGCUAUCAAAGGGCACGGAAAUGGCAUUCACACCAACGGGCCCACGCUCGUCAAGGCCUUGAUUUCGUCGGUACCGAAUGAUGAAUGUAUCUCGGCUGACCCAGUAACCUGGUGCGACCUCGUCUGCGGCGUGCUCGUGAGCAUUGUUCAUCAUACGGCCGCCGAAACGUUCGAGUCCAUCCCGAAAUCUAUAGUCGAAAGUGUCGCGGAGGACAAACGCCGUGUCGAGCAUCCGUUGCGUAACUGUCUAUAUAUACGGCUUCUGGGCACCGUAUCAGGUGUUCGAAAGGGCAGUCGGAUACCCGACUGGUCGUUAAUCCUCGACUGCCUACUCGAGUCUCUCAAUGCCUUGACGAAAGUGCCCGCCAAUCUCGAAAAUAUUGAUUCUGCGGCUGUCUGGCGCCAUCUCAUCACCAAUAUAGCUAUCGUAUGGCAGCAAGCCUCGAUGGAAUGUAUAAUUCCGCGUAUCGCUGAUUUUACCAACAUCAUGACACGAGAGCCCCUGAUGAGAUGGUUUAUACCGUUUUGCUCCUACUUUUCCGACUUGGAUUCCGUCAGAUUCCGCAGUGUCCUACUAAAGCCGUUCCAAAAAUUUGUGACGAUGCAUUGGUCUGAAGGAUCCAACGAAGAUAUGCUCUGCGUUUUCCUACCCCGUAUGGUGGAAUCGCACGCCCUGCCCUCGGUUACCGACUCUGACAACUUUUCGUUGCCCCAGUCAUGGCAAGAUCAAAUCGUCACCAAAUUUGAACGUUUAGAGGUUUCCCCCUUUCCCGAGCAAGGGACUUCUGCCGGAUACGACAAAGACCCGAAGACGUGGCGUGACAAAUGCCUACCCAAAUAUUCGGCCCUUCUCCGUGUUUUGGAAUCAACUACUGUCCGGCCGUCGACAAACGGGCCCAUCGCUGAAUUGUUGUUGAGGAAGCUGAAGCUCGCGCUGAAGCCCUCUCUGUCCCUGGCCAGCGAAGAAGCACAUUUCAUUAUCAGCCAGGGGUUUUCCGCCUACCUCCGGAUGAGUAAGAUCACGGGGAAGAUCGAUAGUUCUCUUGAGCCGUUGUUGAAGGCAGCUACUCCUCGGUACCGCCGCCUUGUCGGAUUCUUAGAAGCGAUGAUCGCCUACGAAGACCAGCUCAAUGCUAAUAGGAGUCCUCAAUCGCACAGCGAGAAGAGCGCUAACAGCGAGGCGGAAGAAGAUCCGUUCAUGAAGAGCCUCAUCGAUAACCUAUCCAGCCCUUCGCGCCAGCACCGAUUGGCGUCCUUGCAGUUGCUCAGCCGACUUGAUACGGCGCCCGACCAGCUAGACUCGCUAGCAACUAUGUUACGGAUUGAGGAAACGCCGCUGGACUUACAAAAUGUUCGGCUCGUUUCCGUCUACCUUCGAAAACUGGCGGCAAACUACUCCCAACUUACUCAAGAUUCGUGGCUGCGGCAAGCCAUUCCGACCUUCCUCUUUGGGCAGUUGACGGUACGGUUGACACCGAUAUGUGAUUCCGCAGUAGAAGCAUUGCAGCAGAUAUGCGAGGUAAAAUCGGGCGAAGACGUCGUAUGUGAGAUCGCCUUUAACUGGGUCGAUGUCUCACCCAAACGGGGAGACGGUCCGCAGAAAGUAUCGCUAGCCUCGCCAAACGCCGGCGUCACCGACUUUGAAUGCCGGUAUCUAGCGAGCCUGUAUAGGCGAGCCGAAGAAGCAGAGCACGUGGUUUACUGUUCAUCCGAGAUUAUGCUAGAGAAUUUCGAAGGCAAUCAGGGCCUUGUGCCCCAAGCGCCUGCUAAUGCGAGGUCUCAGGCGCUCAAGGUCUUCUCAGCCGCUCCUAGCAUCGCCGAGAAGCGGUCCCGCCAAUUGGUCCCCUACCUGCUGUCGUGGACUAGGGAUGCUGAUGAACAAGAUGAAGACGCGACGGGACCAUCCGACCCAGUUGAAGGUGUACCAUGGUCUCUAUUUGACAGAGGGGCGCUUAUCGGCGUAUUUUCCAAAUUUACCAACCCUAAGGUACUAUAUCAGAACCAGCAGGUAUAUAGUUCGCUUUUAGGGUUGCUUGCCAAGGGCGACAUAGAGAUCCAAAAGUCCGCUCUUAAGGCCAUUCUCGCUUGGAAGCAAGAGGGGAUCAAGCCUUACCAAGAAAAUCUAGAAUACCUCCUUGACGAAGCUAGGUUCAAAAAUGAGCUCACGGUACUAUUCCAAGGCGACCACCAGAUUCAACUAGAGCAUCGCGCGGAAGUGAUGCCCGUCCUUCUUAGACUGCUCUACGGAAGAACAAUUUCCAAAAAAGGCAUCGCCAGUGGGCGGCACGGCCUCCACGCCACCCGGCUUGCUGUUCUGAGACAGUUAAGCGUGGAGGAUAUGGGAGAAUUCCUCGAUAUUGCCCUAGGCGAUCUUCGUGGCGUGAUUGUCGUGGAGGACACUCAAUUGCGCGAAGAUGUUUUCGACCACGGAAUUUUAACUACGCGGAAGCAACUCGGCUUUUCCAACAUGAUGGAGGCUAUGAUUAACGAGCUCGGCACUGGUGUUCUAUCUUUUGCCGACAAAAUACUGCACGCAGUACUGUACUGUCUCAUAUUUUCUUCUCGGAGGAUUAACCAGGCCGAUACGGAUAUGGAGGACGACUUACCAACGCAGAACUCCCUGCUUAGAGCUGUCAGGGGCACAUCGUUGAAGUGCGUGAUUUCGCUCCUCCGGAAUGCCCCUAGCUUCGACUGGAACCCUUAUAGAGAGGUCUUCAUCAAGGAGAUUGUGAGCCCGCGUCUUGAGAAGCUCCCCGUCGAAACGACCCAAGGCAUUUCCGGCACCCUCCAGUUCCUCGCAACGCUAUCUCAGAUUCCGAGGACUGCGUUAUUCCUCUCCGUGGAUAAACGCAUCCUUGGCCAGUUGAUGGAAUGCUUGAAAUUGGAGAAGACUAAGGACGAGGUCAAGAUAUUCUCUCUGAGUAUUGUCCGGAGCCUGGUAGAGCUUUCCCGGCAACCAGCCGAGCAGUCCGAGUUCAACGAGCUGAUUCAGGAAGAGCUCCUGGACCCUAAUAUUAAUAUCAUAUUAGAAAGUAUCGGCGCCGUCCUGAAAUUCCGCGGGGAAAUUGGCAGGGAUCUCCUCAUGGCAUGUGUUGAGUCUGUAGUAGAGCUAUCCUCUCUCGUUCAAAAAUCGGCCCAUGUCACGGAACUCAUUGACGUUUCUAUUUCCCUUCUUAAUCAACCGUCGCGGCGCGUGAACCCCAGAGCCAAGGGGCUUCUUCUAUCCAUGCUCGGGACAUUCAUUCGACUCGCGGGCUCCGAUCUUCAUUCCCAGUUGAGAGAUAGGAUUUACUCUACGACAGCGUCGCUUUUCGGCUUUUUCAAAGACCGGACGAACCGACAAGCAUUAUCAGAUGUCCUUGCUGCGUUGUACCAAGACGAUCCGCAGCAUCACGAAUUGUCUGCGCUAUGUGCUGAUCUCAACUCGUAUCAUAGCACUCGGGUCGACGAGCCUGACUACGAGAAGCGACUGACAGCCUUCAACGCCAUUUCACAGCCGAGGGAGACACCAUUUACAUCACGAGAUUGGGAGCCAUUACUUCACAACAUGGUGUUUUACAUUCGACAUGAUGAGGAAUACGGGAUCUUAUCUGCUAACUCUGCGGAUGGCAUGUGCAAAUUUAUAGAAACAACUGCUAACUCGAAGGGCGAAGAACGGGAAGGUUUUCACAAAAUGCUCUCCGAUAUCUUAAUACCGUCUCUUUACUCUAACGUGCGGGAACAAUCGGAGACCGUGAGAAGAGAAACUGUGCGAGUCUUCGGUUCUCUAGUUUCUCAAAUGCCAUCCUUGCCAUCGGUAACGGAUCUUGUCGUCCUUAAUCCCCCUCCAGACGAUGACGAUCCCGACCCCAGUUUCUUCAACAAUAUCCUCAGCCCCGCAACAGCCAGACAAAUGCGAGCCCUUCAGCUCUUGACUAAGGCAAACCACUACUCGCCAUUGAACAGCAAAAAUCUCACCCAGUUCUUUGUGCCCCUUCUCGAGCAUUUCAUUUUCAACCGAGAAGAGGGAAGCAAUGACUACGGCGUGGGCGCGCAGGCGGCCUCAACAAUCGCAGAUAUAGCCUCCUCUCUGGAAUGGCCCCAAUACCGCGCCGUGCUCCGCAGAUACAUUGGUUACGUCGAGUCAAAACCGGAACUUCAGAAACAGUUGGUCAGGCUUCUCGGCAAGUUUGUGGACGCCCUCGCGGGGGCGGUUUCGGUCACGGGUCAUAAUACGAUGGACGUUGACUCGGCAGGUUCUGGAGAGAAACCGACAAAGUGCAGACUAGCAGCUACAAUGCCUGCAGGUGAAAAGUUGAGCGAGGAUGUUCUAACCAAUAUACUACCACCACUCCUAGACCAUAUCCACGAAAAAGACGAAAUAACUGUUAGCUCUCGCGUUCCGGUCGGCAUCAUCAUCGUCAAGAUCCUGAAACUGCUCCCGGCGGAGGCGCUCAACCAAAAGCUUCCCGGUGUGCUUACUGAUAUCUGCCACAUCUUGCGAAGCAAGGCCUGGGAAUCCCGCGAGAUGGCGCGGAGCACCCUCUCGAAAAUGACAUCGCUUCUGGGGCCAACUUACUUUGGUUUUGUGCUCAACGAGCUGCGCGGCGCGCUUACAAAGGGUUACCAGCUUCAUGUCCUAUCGUAUACGAUGCACACAAUUUUAGUCAAUGUGAUCCCCGAAUUCGAGUCUGGUGAUCUAGACUACUGCCUCGACAAAAUUGUCGGUGUCAUAAUGGACGAUAUCUUCGGCGUCACGGGCCAAGAAAAGGAGGCGGAGGAAUACAACAGCAAAACGAAGGAGGUCAAGAGCAGCAAGAGCCAAGACUCGAUGGAACUCAUCGCACGAACCGCCUCUAUCGGCCAUCUUGUCCGUCUUAUUCAACCCCUGCAGGCAUUGUUACUUGAAAAGCUAGACCUCCGCAUGGUGCGGAAGAUUGACGACUUAUUAUCCCGGAUAACUUCCGGCCUAUUGGGAAACCCAGCGGCUAACAGCCGAGACACCCUAGUGUUCUGCUACGAGGUUAUCCAGCAAGUAUACGCCAGCGAGAAGCCCAGAGCAGAGCAGAAGUUGGACCCAAAACUGAGACGAUAUCUCCUUCAGAAAGGCGCCAACAAGAGUGGUGAUCGUGGCACGACCAGCAAGCACACGUACAAACUAGUGCGGUUUGCUGUCGACGUUCUGCGGUCAGUUCUGAAGAAGCAUGACAGCAUUCGAAAUGCCGCCAACAUCACGGGAUUCAUCCCGAUGCUAGGUGACGCGAUCGUCGGUGGCGAGGAAGAAGUCAGAAUAGCUACCUUCAAGCUCCUAACGGUCAUUGUCAAGGUUCCAUUUAAAACUGACGACGGCACAAAACUCUAUAAAGUAGCCUCGAAGGAGGCGUGUAAGAGCAUUUCCAUGUCCACCUCGAUAGCGACAGACCUCCCCCAGAGCGCCCUUAAGCUUAUGUCUGUCAUUAUACGAGACCGCCGCGAUGUCACAGUGAAGGAUGCGGCGGUAGAUAUGCUUCUCAGCAAGGUCAAAGACGACCUGACAGAGCCCCUCUAUCGGCACGUCACAUUCAAUUUCCUGCGGUCUGUUCUGGACCGGAAAAUUGGGACAGCCGCAGUUUACGACACCCUGGAUUAUGUUGGAUCGAUCAUGAUUACCAAUGAUGAUAAGAACACUCGAGAUCUCGCUCGUGGAGCCUUCUUCCAAUUCCUGCGCGAUUAUCCUCAGAAGAAGAAUAGGUGGGCUAAGCAGCUGAGCUUCGUCGUGGCGAACUUGAAGUACGAGAGAGAAGGUGGUCGACUCUCUGUCAUGGAGAUCGUGCAUCUCCUAUUGAUGAAGUCCUCCGAUGACUUCGUCCAGGAAAUUGCAACAACCUGUUUCAUCCCGCUCAUUUUCGUCUUGGUUAACGACGAUAGCGAAAAAUGUCGGUUGGCGGCUGCGGAGUUGAUCAAGGAGAUAUUUCGGAAAGCGGAUAAGGAGCGAACCUCGAAUUUCCUCAAGCUGGCGAGGUCCUGGACCGAGCGGGAUGACAAUGCCCAAGUAUUACGUCUCGCCGUCCAAACGUUCGCGCUCUACUUCGAGGCAAGAGAAUACAGCUCGAGAGACCGUAAAGAUUUGGACCUUGUGCUUGACUUAAUGGCCAACAUCCUAGGGAGCUACUCGACUUUUGCGAAUGACCACGAGCUAAUCACUACUGUCCUUCAGGCGGCGCCCAUCCUCAUAGAGAGGCACCCGGCAACGACGUUGGCGCACGAAAGAUUGUGGCAGCUUAUACCGACUCCGCUCUCGCACCCAGACCCCACAGUCAAACUGUCAAGCGUUAGGCUGUUGAGAAUCUAUCUGGCAGAUUUCUACGAGAAUAAGAAAGGAGGCGGAAGCUCGCGAGAUAUAGUUGGCUCACAUGGUCUUCACUUACAGACGCAAAUGGUUGGGCAGCUGAUUCUCUACGCCGUGGGCGUUCUAAGUCCUGUGGCGGUGCGAAGGUGGAAAAGAAGAAUGCAAAGGAGAGGCAAAGCCGUGCCAUUUGAUAUUGGCUAUGAUGAUGCGUUCUCAACGAAAAGCCCGGGGGAGAUAGACGAGACCCUCGCAGCAGAGGUUGGCAGGGUAAUCUUAAUGCUCACUAAAUUUCUAGAUGUUGGUGUGGCAGACACCGGCUCGCCUAAGAGAGAUGGAGAUGGGAAGCCCGAUGUCAACAGUGAAGGCUCGGGCGACGAAGAGGAAGAAUGGGGCGGCGUUGACGCCGAGGAAGAUACCACUCGUGGGGACAUUACCCUCCACACACUGUUUAUCUGGCUUUCGGACAUCCUCAUCGAGGAGACGCGCCCGACAGCCGGUGCGCUCGUGCCCAAGGUGGCAGCGCUCGAGAUCCUCAGUGUGCUCGCAUCGUCGUUGCCGACGGCAGCGCUCGAGCCGUUGCUCAACAUGGCACUAACGCCGCUGCACCACCUAACCGACCCCUCGAUCCCGACCACCGCGGCGACCGGCCCUACCUCCUUAGCCGCAGCCGCCGACGCCGACGCAGUGGCCUUCCAGGCACGACGCGAGGACCUGCGAGCGCGGGCCGCCGAGGCCAUGGACGGCCUGCAGCGCCGCCUCGGUGCCGCGGCGUACACGCGUGAGCUGCUGGCGGUGCGCGAGGGCGCGCGCCAGCGUCGCGAGGCGCGCUCCCGCAAGCGCAAGAUCGACGCCGUCGCGAAUCCCGAGCGUUACGGUGCCUGGAAGCAGAGCCGCCUCGAGAAGAAGGUCCGCAGGCGCAAGGAGAAGGGCCUCCGGAACCGGGAUCGGCGGCGGGAGUGGUGA
This is a messenger RNA of Durotheca rogersii, 8052 nucleotides long. Its product is annotated as armadillo-type protein. The coding region runs from base 1 to 8052 and encodes 2683 amino acids. The transcript has 2 exons. The record is from RefSeq and is a predicted model, not a curated record. NCBI's taxonomy places the organism in Eukaryota, Fungi, Ascomycota, Sordariomycetes, Xylariales, Xylariaceae. Gene Ontology annotation, cellular component: small-subunit processome; nucleolus; 90S preribosome.